This is a messenger RNA of Colletotrichum scovillei, 2295 nucleotides long. RefSeq names its product interferon-induced GTP-binding protein Mx1. The transcript has 4 exons. Gene Ontology annotation, molecular function: microtubule binding; GTPase activity; GTP binding. The record is from RefSeq and is a predicted model, not a curated record. NCBI's taxonomy places the organism in Eukaryota, Fungi, Ascomycota, Sordariomycetes, Glomerellales, Glomerellaceae. The coding region runs from base 1 to 2295 and encodes 764 amino acids. Gene Ontology annotation, cellular component: microtubule; cytoplasm; membrane.
AUGGCAGGCAAACACAACCACCACAACGGCGACAACCCUGCCAGUGUGUGGCUCCGCGACGAUGCCUGCAUGCAAACUAUUGAGAAACUCCGCGUUCUCGGCGUCGCCGACCUUAUUCCCCUGCCGCAAGUUGUCGUGGUAGGUGACCCGUCUUCGGGUAAGAGUUCUGUCCUGGAGUGCAUGACGGGUUUGGCCUUCCCCCGCGGUCCUGAGCUCUGCACCCGUUACGCGACCCAAAUCGCUUGUCGCCGCGAUGCCUCCGAGACCGUCCGGAUCUCUAUCGUUCCGAGCCAGGAUUCCAACGAGGAUCGAAAGGUGCGACUGAAGAAGUUUGGUUUCUCUGUUAAGGAGAACGACCUGGAGUUGGCGGAUGUCUUUAUGAAGGCGAACGAAGCCAUGGAACUUCGCGAUAUCAACGAUGGGGACGCUUCAAAGCUACCGGUCUUUGCUGAAGACAUUCUCAAGAUUGAGAUCAAUAGCCCGGACCAAUAUCACUUGACUAUCAUCGACGUCCCGGGUAUUUUCCGCACGCCUACAAAGGGCAUGACCACCAACGAUGACAUUGCUAUCGUCAGAAACAUAGUCAACAGAUACAUCAAAGAUCAGCGUACCAUCAUUCUGGCAGUCAUCCCUUGCAAUGUCGACGCAUCAACCCAGGAGGCUCUCACUCUUGCCAAAGAAGUCGAUCCAGAGGGGCUUCGAACUAUAGGUGUUCUCACCAAGCCCGACCUUGCCACCGAGCGCGUCACUCAGCAGAUCGUAUGCGAACUUAUUGAGGGUAAACGCCAUCCCCUCCGCCUCGGAUACUGUGUGGUGAAGAAUCGGAGCGACGACGAAGGAACCUCAACGAAGACAGACCGAAUCUCAUCGGAGAAGGAGUUCUUUUCUAAACGUCCGUGGAACAGGAUCAAAUCGACAUUUCGGAUUGGUGUUAGCGGCCUCGGUAUCCGUCUGCGAGAAUUGCUUGGCGACCUUUUCAAGAAGGAUCAUAAGUACAUCGAGGCCAAAAUACGUCAUAGACUCAAUAACACUGAGACUUUUCUCAGUCGCCUAGGUCCUUCGCGAUCUCGAGCGGAUGCUCAGCGACGAUACCUUGCCAAUAUUGCGUCAGGUUUCCAAGAGGUUUGUAUUCGAGCUCGAGACGGAAAUUACAGCGGAAUGGGUAUGUUCCAAGACGACGUACACUUUCGACUCAUCACAUGCAUCGUCAAUCUGAAUGAGUCAUUCAAUAAGGACCUCACAUCGUGUGGCCAUACACUUGAGUUUGACGGCCAAAGCGAGGAGGAAGUCGGUCCUGGUCCUGGAUUCAGGGUACCUAUGGACGAGCAGUCAACUCAUUGUCUCGGUGAUAUCCUGAAGCAUAUGGAUUACGAAUGCCCCAAGCCAGUACAAGGCUUACUUCUGGGCCGUAUUGAAAAUCUCUUUCAUCGAUCUCGCACUGCCGAGAUUGGCUCGUUUCCAGGCUCAUUGCUAGCACAGGCCUUCAAGGAGCAGACCCAGAGGUGGGAGCCCCUGGUUUUGAAGCAUGUUAGUCAGGUGAUCGUGGUCAUUCACACGUUCAUUCGCCUAACACUGCAACACAAAUGGGAAGGCGACAGCAACACAUUUGAGAUGUUGCAUAACCACCUUCUGUUGCCCAAGCUCCGUGCAGCUUAUCAGCGAGCUUUGGAUCAUGCUCAGUUCCUCCUUGAAGUCGAGCUUAGUGGACAGCCCUACACCAUGAACCACUACUUCGACAUCAAUCUCCAAGUUUCACAGGCCACCAGACUUCAGCAAGCGAUCAACAAGACCAUUGGCCCGGAGAGCGUCCGAAACGUCGAUGGCGCUACUGCAAGCAAACCGAGCACGAACGCAAGUCCUGCUUCCGGAGAAAACACGCUGGGAGCGAACAAAAACAACGGAAGUCCCUUCAAUUUUACGUCUCAGCAAGAAGACGGGUCUUCCGGAGCUGCAGGCUGGUGGGUGCCAAAGUCAAUGCUCUCCAAGCUUACAACCGAUCGUUCCAACGCUAAGCAGGUCAGAGAGGAUAUCCACGACGCCCUCCGUAGCUACUACAUGGUCGCUCGGAAGCGAUUCGUUGAUGUUGUGCUGCAGCAGGUCAUAUUUCACUUCUUGCUCGAUUCCAAGACCAGCCCUCUCAAGAUCUUCACCCCUGACCUGGUCAUGAUCCUAGAUGACACGAUACUCAAGAUUAUUGCCGGAGAGAACGCAGCGAUGCGGGAUAGACGCGAGGCUCUCGCUCAAACCAUUUUUAACUUGAACCUCGCGCUGCAGGAGCUGGAAGAUACCAAGUAA